Molecule: messenger RNA, 2835 nt
Organism: Neocloeon triangulifer
Lineage: Eukaryota; Metazoa; Arthropoda; Insecta; Ephemeroptera; Baetidae
Product: paired box protein Pax-6-like
Exons: 13
Coding region: 365-1972 (535 amino acids)
Biological process (GO): regulation of transcription by RNA polymerase II; anatomical structure development
Molecular function (GO): RNA polymerase II cis-regulatory region sequence-specific DNA binding; DNA-binding transcription factor activity, RNA polymerase II-specific
Source: RefSeq, a predicted model, not a curated record
UUUAGAAUUUUGGCGCUUGAAAAGUUUAUAUUUCUAGAAUUGGAAUUAAAUUUAGAAACGAAAAGCCAGAGACUCAAUUCAAUUCAUUUAUUCCCUCGCAACAAUGCAUCGUGUUUUGCUGGGCUCAAGAUUGAGCCCAAAUUCGGCCCGAAAUUGGCGAAAAAUCGGCCGAAAUGCAGAGUGAGAAGAAUUCCUCCAGUCAGGGCAGCUCGAAAGCCAGUCAGACUCGCCGCCGGAAAAGGGGAGGGAGAUAUUUGUUGCAUGCCCUCUGGUCACCAUUCUGCCAGCUCAGCAGCUUAGCUCGGCAGCGGCGGCCGCUGUUGCCGCCGCUGCCGGGGUGUGGCCUCCGGUCUCUGUCGACGACAUGCCUCAUAAAGCUUUAGACCAGCAAGGGAAGAAAUUGUCUCCAGCAUCAUCGCCAGGCUACAGUGCGUGGUGUCCUUGUCAUAGUGGUGUGAACCAGCUAGGGGGUGUUUUUGUCGGCGGCCGACCCUUGCCUGAUUCCACGAGACAGAAAAUCGUCGAGCUCGCACACUCUGGAGCGCGGCCGUGUGAUAUUUCCAGGAUUCUGCAGGUCUCGAAUGGCUGUGUCUCCAAAAUUCUAGGCCGUUACUACGAGACGGGUUCGAUUCGUCCCCGAGCGAUCGGCGGGUCGAAGCCGCGCGUGGCCACGGCCGAAGUGGUGGCGAAAAUCGCUCAGUACAAGCGCGAGUGCCCUUCGAUCUUCGCGUGGGAAAUCAGGGACCGCCUGCUGCAGGAGGGCGUCUGUUCCAACGACAACAUCCCGAGCGUUUCAUCAAUCAACCGGGUACUGAGAAACUUAGCAGCACAAAAAGAGCAGCAGCAGCAACAUCAGCACCAACAACAAAGUCCAGUCCAAGCGGACACGGUGUACGACAAGUUAAGACUUCUCAACGGCCAAGCAGCUGCGGCCGCCGCCGGGUGGACAAGACCUACCCCUUGGUAUCCAACCACUGCAACAAGUCCGUUUUCAAGUGUACAAGCUAGUCCCAGUCCUGGGCACAACGGAGGAUGCACCAUCCUUCCAGACCACGAUCUAGGACCAAAGAAAGUGACAGAUUUGGACGCUGUCCCCUCUGACGAGACCAACUCGGUUGGCGACAACUCGAACGGGCCCGACUCUCCCGGAGGAUGCACCGACGAUGACCAGGCACGUCUGCGGCUCAAGAGGAAAUUGCAGAGGAACAGGACCUCCUUCACUAACGAGCAGAUUGAGAGUCUGGAGAAAGAAUUUGAACGAACGCACUACCCAGAUGUUUUUGCCCGCGAAAGGCUGGCGGCAAAAAUUGGACUUCCAGAAGCUCGAAUACAGGCAAGCUGGGUAGACAGGGUAGUUUGUGACCAGUGGUGGGCUAACGAGAGUGCGUGUGGUCAGCAGGUUUGGUUCAGCAACCGCAGAGCAAAGUGGCGGCGCGAGGAGAAGCUGCGCAACCAGCGCAGGGGCGGCGCGGCCCCUCCGCCCGAGCAACACGCGCCCUCGCACCUGCACCAGGGUGGCAGCGGCGGCGCCUCGCCCACCAGGGGCCUCGUCAACGGCACCACCAGCUUCUCCAACAGCCCCAUGUACCCUUCCAUCCCCCCGCCUCCGUCGAUGACCAUGGCCGAUACUUACAAUGGUCCGAUGACCCCAAUGCCGAGCUUCAGCAUGGCCAACCAGGGCGCCAGCAUGGGCCACGUGCCGCCCGCCUCCUGUCUGCAGCAGCGUGACCCGACCUACGCCUGCAUGACGCGACCUUCACACUACGGUGACCCUCUGGGCCUCGGUCCUUACGGCAGGCCGUCGCCCUGCAGCCCUUCGCAAGCCUAUCAGGGCAUGAACGGCCAGUACGGCACAAAUGGCUCCUCUUCAACAGGUAAACUGGGUUUGAUUUCUCCAGGCGUUUCUGUUCCGAUCGCCGUUCCCGGUCAGCCCGGAGACAUGACCAGUCAGUACUGGCCGCGGCUCCAGUGACAGUGGUGGGCCUGAGACUCGUUGUGCCCCAUGGCCGAGCAGAGCAGCGCCCUGAGCGCCGCCGACUCGUCGCCUGGGGCCACUUCGUCAGCGAGCAACCUGGCCAGCAACGACGCAAACAGCAACGAGCAACAUUACUCGGAAGUGCAGCAGUGGCAGCCGCCGCCGCUCGGACCACCACCCAUCGAGCCGCCGGAACCUGAGACUGCCUGAUCAACUCGAAAAUCGGACUCGAACUAGUUUUUAAUUACUAUGUGAAGCACUGUGUUGUAUGAUAUACUUACAAUUAGGAUUAUCAUUAUUAUCAUCGAUUUCACUCGUGUCAGCCGAGGAAGAUCAAAGUUUAUCUCCGGAUUAAGUUGAAUUAAUUAAAUAUUUUGUCAAGCCCUUGACUUUCAAGCAAUAUUGAGAAGGGUCGCAUAAAUUUUUUUGUAAAUGAAAAGUGGCAUUUUAUCAAAAAUUGAGCCAUAGUUUAUUAUUAUUUUGAAAAAGUAAAGUUAGUGCAUUAUAUAGAUUUAUCGAAGACUAUCUACCAUACCAAAAUCAUUUAUAUGGGAAGAGAAAAUAAGAAACACUGUACUUAAUUAUUAUGACAUAUGAAAUGAUCUCUCAUUAUGGAAAAAUGUUUGUGUUUUCCAAUGGAAAUCAGCAUUUUAAGCUGAGAAAUUAAUUAUUAUUAUUAUUGUACACAAGAGGUAAAUAAUUAAGGCAUGAGGAUUGUGAGCUGGAAAAAUGUGGAUUCUCCAAUUUGUAAAAAUGUGCUUGAAUGUGAAUCACUUCAAUUUGUAAAUAUGCAGCACUCCAGUAUCAGAAUAAAGAGCAGCCCAUACCUUCAUCUGGUGUUACUUAAAUUUUGAUUUUAC